AAGAAGCUUUUUUUUAAGUUACAAAUACAGACGUACCCCUUGUUUCAAAAGAACACAACCGGCGCACACAUGGAGGAGAAGAAGAAGAAGACACUACCGUCUCUUCCUGAAGAACUGAUAAUCCAAAUCCUCCUCAGGUUACCGGUGAAGUUUCUUAUUCGUUUCAAGUGCGUUUGUAAGUCAUGGUUUUCUCUUAUCUCAGAUCCCCAUUUUACAAAUUCACAUUUUCAACUUUCCGCCGCAACUCCCACUCGUAGAGUUCUGUUCAUAGUACAAUCUCAGUAUGUUGAAACUGAAUCUAUAGAUUUAGAAGCAUCACUUAAUAGUGAUUCUUCUUCUACUUCACUGUACCUUAAUUUUAUGUUUUCCGAAUCUGGUUAUGAACUUGAAAUUAAAGGUUCAUGUAGAGGGUUUAUACUUUUGCACGGUUAUUUCAACAUCUACCUUUGGAAUCCAUCCACUGGGAUUCACAAAAAAUUACCUUUGUCUCGUUAUGGUUGCACUUGCAGUACAUAUACAUAUAAUAGAAAUUAUUUCUAUGGUUUUGGGUAUGACCACUUAACAGAUGAUUACUUGCUAGUUUCAUUGUCCCAAGAUCCAAAGUUAGCUAAUACUAAACAUUUUGAGUUUUUCUCAUUGAGAGCUAAUAAGUGGAAAGAAAUUGAGGGUGACUUCCCUUAUUGCAAUGCCUCUGAUGACCCCAAAAGAGUAGGGACGCUUUUUAAUGGGGCUAUUUAUUGGUACGGUUUUCGUCAUGAUUUACGAUAUGAUGUUAUUGUUGCCUUUGAUUUAAUGGAAAGGAAGCUUUUAGAGAUGGGUUUGCCGGAUGAUGCUGAUUUUGAAACUAAAGAUUGUGAUGUAUGGGUAUUUGGAGACUUUCUCAGUCUAUGGGCUAUGGGUAAUGAUAAUACAACUGAAAUAUGGGUGAUGAAAGAAUACAAAGUGCAUUCGUCUUGGACUAAAAUUCUUGUUCUGUCUAUCAAUUGCAAUUACAUUGACACCGACUACUUUUCUUUAAUAUGUUCGACCAAAAGUGGUGAUAUUAUUGGAUCACAGGGUGGUACUAGAUUGGUGAAGUAUAAUGAUAGAGGAGAGUUGCUAGAGCAUCUCUCCUAUUCUUACAGUCCACAUGGAUUUCAAGCAGCUAUGUAUACAGAAUCGUUGCUUUCACUCCCUGCUGAUAGUGAGCAAGCUUAAGAAGAUGACACAAACAAGAAGAAUGAGGUUGUGAAAUAUAUCCUCCUUCACUAUGCUCUUGAAAUUUAUCUGGUAUUAUGAAUUAUUAGGUAGCUUCUUUUGUAGGGUAAUAUGUGUUUGACUGCAUUUGUAAUGAGUCCAGUAUGCUACAUGAGCGGAUGUAAUAUGUCAUGAAUUGCUUACUGGUAAAACAUAUGUAUUAUGUUUAUUGAAAAUGUUUAACAGCCUUGUUUUGUGA
Trifolium pratense (red clover) is the source of this 1435-nucleotide messenger RNA. RefSeq names its product F-box/kelch-repeat protein At3g06240-like. Lineage: Eukaryota; Viridiplantae; Streptophyta; Magnoliopsida; Fabales; Fabaceae. The transcript has a single exon. The record is from RefSeq and is a predicted model, not a curated record. The coding region runs from base 70 to 1197 and encodes 375 amino acids. Gene Ontology annotation, molecular function: protein binding.